UUGUUUCACUUCACCAUAAACUAAAGCUAAGAAGUAAAUCAUGAGCUCUUCAUUAGUUUCCCAGCUCCUCAUCCCAUCGAAGAUUUCUUUGGGUCUUCAAUGCUGGAAAUCAUCAUCACCAUCUCUGAUUUUACGGCUAAAUACAUCAAUGUCCAUGGGUGAAUUCAAAGGAACUCAUGAUAAAGUUCAAAUCCUGAAUCCGUCUCUAACAGUGUUUGCUCGUGAACUCAACAAGAUUUCAAGCUCACUCAGCUUACAAACUGAAAAGCUUAGUUAUGAUGAUGAUAAUGAUAUUGAUAUUGAUAAUGAUGAUCGCGAACUUCAUGAAGAGCUUAUACCUAAACACAUUGCUUUGAUAAUGGAUGGUAAUAGAAGAUGGGCAAAGGAUAAGGGCUUAGAAGUAUAUGAAGGUCACAAACUUAUUAUUCCAAAAUUAAAGGAGAUUUGUAGCGUUUCUUCUAAAUUGGGAAUACAAGUUAUCACUGCUUUUGCUUUCUCUACUGAAAAUUGGAAACGAUCCAAGGAGGAGGUUGAUUUCUUGAUGCAACUGUUCGAAGAGUUCUUUAACGAAUUUUCGAGAUUUGGAGUAAGAGUGUCUGUGAUUGGUUGUAAAUCCAACCUUCCAAUGACUUUACAAAAAUGCAUAGCAUUAACAGAAGAGACCACAAAGGGCAACAAAGGACUUCACCUUGUGAUUGCACUAAACUAUGGAGGAUAUUAUGACAUAUUACAGGCAACUAAAAGCAUUGCCAAUAAAGUAAUGAAUGGUAUUUUACAUGUAGAGGACAUCAACAAGAAUUUGUUUGAACGAGAACUUGAAAGCAAGCAUCUAAAUAUUCCCAAUCCUGAUUUACUUAUAAGAACAGGAGGUGAACAAAGAUUAAGUAACUUCAUGUUGUGGGAAUUGGCUUAUUGUGAAUUCUACUUCACCAAGACAUUGUUUCCUGAUUUUGGAGAAAAAGAUCUUAAAGAGGCAAUACUUAACUUUCAACAAAGGCAUAGACGUUUUGGUGGACACACAUAUUGAGGAAGAAAAAAAGGUUUAUAUAGGUUCUAGUAUCUCUUGUUUUUAUGUAUGUUUUAUAGUUUUUCUUAAAGUCGAUUUGUUAAAUUUAUUAUUCACUCUGUCCCAAUUUAUAUUUCUCAUUUUUCUUUUUGUCGAUUCUAAUAAGAAUG
This is a messenger RNA of Solanum dulcamara, 1176 nucleotides long. Its product is annotated as nerylneryl diphosphate synthase CPT2, chloroplastic-like. Gene Ontology annotation, biological process: plastid membrane organization; response to cold; polyprenol biosynthetic process. The transcript has 4 exons. NCBI's taxonomy places the organism in Eukaryota, Viridiplantae, Streptophyta, Magnoliopsida, Solanales, Solanaceae. The record is from RefSeq and is a predicted model, not a curated record. The coding region runs from base 41 to 1027 and encodes 328 amino acids. Gene Ontology annotation, cellular component: chloroplast stroma.